Molecule: messenger RNA, 1235 nt
Organism: Pteronotus mesoamericanus
Lineage: Eukaryota; Metazoa; Chordata; Mammalia; Chiroptera; Mormoopidae
Gene: B3GNTL1
Product: UDP-GlcNAc:betaGal beta-1,3-N-acetylglucosaminyltransferase like 1
Exons: 13
Coding region: 28-1068 (346 amino acids)
Source: RefSeq, a predicted model, not a curated record
GGGCGGGGCGCCCGGAGGAGCGCGGCCAUGGAGACCCUAGUGUCGGUGAUCCUGCCGGUGCGCGACGCCGGGCCCUGGCUGGACGCGUGCCUGCGCUCGGUGCAGCAGCAGGACUUCGGAGGCCGCCUGGAGCUCUCGGUGUUCGACGACGCCAGCCAGGACGCGUCGAUGGCGAUCGUGGCGAAAUGGAGAGCGACGCUGGAAGGAUCCGGGGUCCGCGUGGUCGUCGGAGGGCACGACUCGGCUGCGCCGCGAGGAGCUGGAUAUUCUAAAAAUCGAGCAAUAGCACAGAGCUCAGGGUCUUACCUUUGCUUUUUGGAUGCGGACGACGUGAUGAUGCCGCAGAGAGUGAGGCUGCAGCUCGACGCUGCCGUUCAGCACCCAGCAAGCAUCAUAGGUUGCCAAGUGACGAGAGAGCCCCCCAACUCCACGGAACGAUACACGCGCUGGAUCAACCAGCUGACGUCGGACCAGCUUCUCACCCAGGUUUUUACCUCCAACGGCCCGACUGUGAUCAUGCCCACCUGGUUCUGCUCGCGAGCGUGGUUUUUGCACGUGGGCCCGUUCGACGAGGGCGGGCGGGGCGUGCCCGAGGACCUGCUGUUCUUCUACGCGCACCUCCGGAAGGGCGGCGGGGUCGUCCGGGUGGACCGCAGCCUCCUCCUCUACCGCUACCACCCCAGUGCGGCCACUCACACCAUCCUCGAGGCCACCAUCUGGACCCUCCGCGUCCGCUUCCUGGAAGAACGGGCCUUGCCACACUGGGCGACCUUCACCAUCUGGAACGCAGGCAAGCAGGGCCGCCGACUCUACCGCAGCCUCACGGCAGAGGCGCGGCGCAAGGUGGUCGCCUUCUGCGACGUGGACGAGAACAAGAUCAAGAAGGGCUUUUACUGCUACGAGGACUCUCAGGAGAGGCCCAGGCCCCGGGUGCCUGUCCUGCACUUCCGCGCGGCCCGGCCGCCCUUCGUCAUCUGCGUGAAGCUGGACCUGACCGGGGGUGCGUUUGAGGACAACCUGAGGUCGCUGCACCUGCAGGAGGGCCGGGACUUCCUCCACUUCAGCUGACAGGCCCACAGCAGCCACGGCACCAGGAAACCCCGUGAGGUGAGGACACCCCAAGGCAUCGCUGAUGAGAUCGGGAAGGACGCCCACCCAGAACCUGCACCUGGCCCCCCCAUUCAGGCUCUGCUCCGGAAGGCUCUUCUCGGACAAGUGUGGACUCGGCCCGCAGC